Messenger RNA from Toxorhynchites rutilus septentrionalis, 9171 nucleotides. RefSeq lists its product as uncharacterized. The record is from RefSeq and is a predicted model, not a curated record. Gene Ontology annotation, molecular function: catalytic activity. The transcript is spliced from 3 exons. Bases 3415 to 5031 code for a protein of 538 amino acids. NCBI's taxonomy places the organism in Eukaryota, Metazoa, Arthropoda, Insecta, Diptera, Culicidae.
GAGCGCUGACUGCAUCGUCUAAAGGCUGAUUCAGCAUUUACUUGUCCGUGUGAUUACGUUUAAAUAAUGAAUAAAGAUUAACCACUGUUUAUAAUAAAUGUAAUAGUACAUCUAAUCUUAUUCAUUUUAGGAAAUUACUUCAACGUAGUGCAAACAUUAGAAGCAGUGACUCCGAUGCUGUCGGCUUCGAAACCUACUGCUUUGUGGACAAAAAUGCCCUGUAUGGGUAAGAGGAAGUACAUUCCAACACACGCGGAAGCGGAACAGGACGCAGCUGAUUUCUCGGGAAUGUUCAUAGAUGUAUCAUCUACCUAUCGAAGAAAAAUGAUGCAAAAACACCAAAACUUUUGCAUCCAGAAAGAGUUAUGAUUUUAACCACCUUCUGGGUAAAUCGGGUUCAGGCUUUCAAUAUAUUCCACAAGAUGCAUCCACACAAAAUCAACUGAAUCCUCCAGCUUCUGUCUCUCAGCCAUUAGACACAUUUCGCCUCCGACCUGAACCUACAAAACCGCCGCAGGACUUUCAAGAAGCAGUGAACCGACUGUCCUCUCAACAAUAUCGGCAGCCUCAACCAAUCUUCGAAGUUAUCAGUUAAUUUAUCAAAAUAUCGAUAGGACGGUUUCGCGCACCGUACAACUCGAGUCAAAGUGCUAUCAAAUAAUUUUUUUUUAUUAAUUCGUUUAUUUUUACAGGCUCAGUUACUUAAGUUUAAAGGAGCCGAAUUCUUAAAUAUAUUUUUAAAACUAUAUAUAUAUAUAUAUAAACUAUUUUCUUACAUCUAUGGUUAGUAAGGUGGAAAACCGAUUACUCGCGGUGUACUCGAGUUUAGAAGGGUGACAUAUUUUUAGGAGAAGGAUGGGAUAUAAGGAAAUUGUAACAAUGUUGAUGAACACUCAAUUCUUAAAUCUAUUCGUAUAUCUAUAGUUUAUUUACAUGUCAACUUAUUCUACUAUUUAUAGCAAGGGGACGAAUUACUCGCAAAGGAAGGAAAGGAGGGUAUAAGGAUGUAGGGACAAUCACACACGAAGAUCUAUAGCUUUAAGGAAAACAUAUAUAUGGGACAUGUAAUCAAGGUCUAACCGAGCCAACACAUCUCUCACCGGCACAUUGGGCUGUCUUCCUCGGGCCCGAAGGGAGUUUUCUAAAUUCGAUCUGGCGACCAGAUACACCUCGCACGACCAAACAACGUGCUCGAUGUCGUGAUAACCUUGGCCACAAACGCAGAGAUUGCUGCUGGCAAGAUUGAAACGGAAGAGUAGUGCAUCUAACGAACAGUGAUUGGACAUGAGUCGGGAGAAGGUGCGAAUAAAGUCCCGACUCAAAUCCAGACUUUUGAACCACGGUUUGAGGCUAACCUUUGGGAUAAUCGAGUGAAACCACCGGCCCAAUUCAUCUUCAUUCCACUUGCGUUGCCAGUUAGCGAUGGUAUUUUUGCGAACUAAAGAAUAAAAUUCAUUGAAGGCGAUUUGACGCUGAUAUAUAUCGCCUUCAAUUGCACCUACCUUUGCCAAUGAGUCAGCCCUCUCAUUACCCGGAAUUGAGCAAUGUGAAGGGACCCAGACAAAGGUAAUGACAUAACAGCGUCUGGAUAAAGCACUCAAAAUUUCUCGUAUUCUCUCAAGGAAGUACGGCGAGUGCUUUUCCGGCCUCACUGAACGGAUAGCUUCGACAGAGCUAAGACUAUCCGUUACAAUGUAAUAGUGUUCAACAGGUCGUGAGGCGACGCUGUCCAGCGCCCAGUAUAUCGCUGCCAAUUCAGCAACAUAUACCGAGCAAGGAUUCUGAAGACUGUGUGAGGUGCUAAAAAAUACGUUGAACACUCCAAAUCCUGUGGACUCAUUCAUAGAGGACCCAUCAGUAAAGUAUAUAUUAUCACAAUUGAUACGCCCAUACUUUGCAUUGAAGAUUGUAGGAACUAACCCCAAUCUAAGAUAAUCUGGAUUUUCAUGGAUUUUCUCCUUCAUGAACAGAUCGAAAUGUACAGAGGAAUUGAUGUAGUCAGGAAAACAAACACGGUUGGGAAUAUACGAAGAAGGAACAACCUGCAUAGAGGUGAAUUGUGUGUGUGCGUAGUAGAAUGAAGUGCACGUAAAAAUAUUCCGUCUCGGUACAAACAGUGAAACAAGCUACUUUUCCCAACUGUAAAAUCGCCGAAUGCUGACCAAUUCACCGAUUUAGUGUACCAAUUCGUGUCGUGUCGUUUCAUGCAAAUAUAUACGGUAGUUACCGUGUAAAAGAUCAUUUUCUUUAUUUGUGCAACCGCAGAACGACAAUUGUGUGGGGUACAAAGAGACAAAGAUUCGAACAGUUAUCUAAGUUGUGUGCGCCAUCGAUACCAACAUGACUGAAAAAGAUAGUCAAAUGCGUCUACGGAGUGACCUAGCACGAUCUGGUGGUAGGAGUACUGAAGCCGAUAUGACUGUAGCAGACCUUGCCAAUCUUAUGCAAUCACAACUAGCCAGUUAUCAACGUACAGUGAAGGAAGACUUCAAAAAGCUCGGAGAUUCCCUGUCGUCGCUUACAACACAGAUGAGCAAAUUGCGAAAAGAAAUUACUUCGGAUAUUGAGAAGCUGCGAGAUGAGAACAACCGCACAUUUGACAAGUUAACUUCGUCAAUCGAUGCCGCAAAGAAGGAAACAUCGCUGGCAUUGGAUAGAUCUGCUCGAAUAAACGAUCUUGUGGUGAGCGGAGUCCCGUAUGUGGACGGAGAAAACCUGUUAUCAUAUUUUCACACAUGGUGCAAAACGUUCGGCUAUACUGAGACAAAUUAUCCGCUUGUCGAUAUCCGUAGACUCUCCAAGGGAAUGCUAACGGCUGGAAGCGUGUAUACGAUCCUGAUACAAUUUGCCAUCACUGUCCAGCGUAACGACUUCUACUCUCGGUAUCUUCGCUCACGUUCACUGUCGCUCUCUGAUAUCGGUUUUUCGGUUGCCAAACGAAUAUAUAUCAACGAAAAUUUGGGACCCAACGUCAGAAAACUACGAUCCAAGGCACUACAACUGAAGAAGGAUGGGAGGCUGCGAGGAGUAUUUACACGGAAUGGUAUCCUAUUUGUGAAGAGAACUGGCGAUGAGAAAGAGAUCGUCAUAUCCACGGACGAUGAUUUUCAUCUAUCGUGAAACCCUUCCUAAUGAAUUAUUGUUUAUCCUUCUUUCCUUCCCUCUCUUCCAUGAUUCCCCUCCUGAAAGUCGGUUCGCGUUGCUGCUGUUGCUGCCAAAUGAUAUUCUGCUGCUGUGUGAGAUCUGUUGACUGUUCCUGUAUACGGCGAUCCAUAUAUUUCUUGUUUCUGUUUGUGCCAAAAAAAUAUGAUGUUGAUGCUUUUUCUAGGAUGUUUGUUAUAAUGAAGAAUGUAGAUUUUUACGAAAUGCUCUUUUAUUAUCCUCCUUUGAUAGCUAAGUCCUUCUAUUUAUCCAAUGGCUAAUAAUUCCAAUUCUAACACCUCGACAAACUGGUGCAUUCCAGGUACUGUGAUGAAAUCUGCGUUAAUUAAAAAUAAGCUCUCUGUAUGCUGUGUGAAUUGUCAAAGUAUUUGUGCUCGUGCGCUUUGCAAGAUUGAGGAAUUGCGUCUGAUUGUUAAAAUAAGUAAUGUUGAUAUACUGUGUGUUAGUGAAACGUGGUUGAAUGAGAAUAUUGACAAUUCUAUUAUAUCCAUUGAUGGAUAUAAUAUUGUUCGACAUGACAGAGUAGGUCUUUUGGGAGGUGGUGUAUUAAUUUACAUAAAAAAUGGUAUAACCUGCAAUUUGAUCAUGAAGUCCAAUAAUCAAUUCAGAGUGACUAAUACUGAAUUUAUCACAAUUGAAGUACUUCUGGAAAACGAAAAAAUACUACUGACUGCGCUUUACAACCCACCAGAAAUAGAAUGCAAUGAAUCACUUGAACAUUUGUUAUUGACAUAUGGAAGUUUAUACAACUUUAUUUAUUUCCUUGGUGAUUUUAACACUAAUCUCUUAGUAAACUCACCGAAGUCGGAUAGGUUACGUAACGUGCUAUCUACACAUUCGGUACAAUGCUUGGGAAGCGAGCCAACGUUUUUUCAUCGGAACGGUGCAUCACUGUUGGACUUGAUUUUGACCAACGAUGCUUCUAAAGUUUUGAGAUUCAACCAGAUAGAAGUUCCUGUGCUGUCCAACCACGAUCUUGUAUUUGCAUCUCUUGAUUUUAAUCAUAAUUUAUGUCCAAGGAACAUUCAGUUCCGUGAAUAUAAUGCCAUACAGUUUGACUCAUUGAUAGAUGUUUUUCACUCAGCAGAAUGGAGUUAUUUUUACAACACAUAUAACUCCAACCAAAAAUUGGAGUUUUUCAAUAAUUUGUUAACGGAUUUACACGAUAUGUUCGUCCCUAUUCGUACAAUCUACUCUAAGAAGAAGGUCAAUCCUUGGUUCAAUUCUACCAUAAGUAGAGAAAUUGUUAAUCGUGAUUUGUUAUAUAAGAGAUGGAAACAUCUUAAAAACCCCAAUGCUCUUCUUGAUUUUAAAAGAGCACGAAACAAAGUAAAUGAGCUCAUACGAUCUGCCAAACGAAACUAUUUUUCAGCCAGGCUAAACACGAGUUUGCAAACAAAAGAAUUAUGGAAAAAUGUCAAGAAGCUAGGAAUUAAAACACCGGAGACAAAAACUGUCAUUAAGUUCACUGCUGAUGAAAUCAAUCACUCUUUUUGCAGAAAUUUUACUGAUAAUCACACAAUAAUUCAUAAUUCUAAUGAAUCAACGUAUGUGGAGCGUGAAUCUUUUUACUUUGAUAGUAUCAACCAAGAAGACGUUAUUUAUGCCAUGAAUGCAAUCAAAUCAAAUGCUCUUGGGCUAGAUAUGUUGCCAUUAAAAUUUUUGAAGGUUAUUUGUCCGAUAUUAAUUGAACCAAUAACGCACCUAUUCAACCACAUAGUUACUACGAGCGUGUUUCCAGAUGCUUGGAAAAAAAACCAAAGUUAUACCCAUAAAGAAAAAAACCCAUUUGAGCUCAUUGGACAACUUGAGACCUAUCAGUAUCCUUUGUGCAUUAUCAAAGGUGUUCGAAAAAAUAAUCAAAAUUAAUAUAAGUAAUUAUAUAAAAAGAUAUGACCUGUUAAGUCCAUUUCAGUCCGGCUAUCGAGCGAAACACAGUACAAAAACAGCAAUGCUCAAAGUAUUUGAUGUUAUUGGAGUCGUGAUUGACAACGGAAGGCCAGUAGUCCUAGUUCUUUUAGAUUUUUCCAAAGCGUUUGACACCGUUUCUCAUGAAAUACUGUGCCAAAAAUUAAAAACGAAAUUUACAUUUUCAGAUCAUGCAGUUAACCUAAUUAAAUCGUAUCUGUGUUCAAGAUCGCAGGUGGUUUUCAAUAAUGGAGUUUUUUCGUCAUUUCUUUCCAUAACAUCAGGAGUUCCUCAGGGCUCAAUAUUAGGACCCAUUUUAUUCUCCUUAUACAUAAAUGACCUCCCUUGUGUAAUUCAAAAUUGCGAAAUCCACCUCUUCGCCGAUGAUGCGCAAAUAUAUUACAAUUGUUUAGGAAAAUGUGCAAUUAAAAUAUCUCAGGAAAUUAAUGAAGACAUAGUGAGAAUUUAUGAAUGGGCGUGCAAAAAUAAACUAGCACUGAAUGCUAAUAAAACAAAUGCAAUUUUUAUUGGUGGUUCUUUAAACGAUUCACUAAAACCGGUUUUGUUGUUGAACAAUGAGAUUGUUCAAUUCGUCGACAGCGCAAUCAGUUUAGGUAUACGUAUCGAAUCAAACUUCGAAUGGGACAAUCAUGUAAUGUCACAAUGUGGAAAAAUAUAUGCCUGUUUGCGAACUCUUUCCAGAACUUCUUCAUUCUUAUCCACUGCUACAAAACUGAUGCUAUUUAAAAGUUUAAUUCUCCCGUAUUUUAUAGCAUGCGAUUUUUUACUUGACUCUAUUUAUGUGGCGACCUUCAAUAAAUUAAAGGUCGCCUUAAACUCAUGUAUACGCUACGUUUUUAAUUUAAGUCGGUAUUCUAGCGUUUCACAUCUGCAGCAUAUACUUAUUGGAUGUCGAUUAAUACAUUUCAGCAAACUUCGUUGUUGCCUUCUUUUGCAUAACAUCGCGAGUACAAAACAACCGAAUUAUUUGCACAGUAAACUUCAAAUUAUGAGGAGCAAUCGUUACAAAAAAUACAUAUUACCGCGGUAUCGUACAACCAAGUACGGGAACUCAUUUUUUGUUCGAGGUGUCGUACAUUGGAAUUCAUUACCUGUAUAUCUUUCCAAUCAAAAAUCAUUCUUAGCUUUCAAACGAGGAUGUAAAGAGUAUUUCAGUUAAGUUAGUAUAUUUGUGUAUUGUAAAGAGCAUUUUUUGAUAAGAAAUUUUUAAUAUUUUGUAUAACUUAAAACUCGUAAAUCCAAAUUGAUAAAUGGCACUUUCUACUAGGAACAACUCAAUGUAACAUAAAAAAGACUUGGUCUUACGUUGCAAAAUAAGAAUAAAUAUGAAAUGAAUGAAUUCAUGAUAUGAACUCAUGAAUCUAGAAUGAAAAUUUAGCUCGAUCAAUUGCUCAAAAUUUCCGAUCACCAAUGGAUUCAUAACCUUACACCGGAUGAGGAACCGAAGAGAUAAUAAAUUGAAGCGAUCUUUUAGUGGGAGUACGCCUGCCAAAACCUCGAGACUCAUGGUAUGCGUUGAGGGCAUACAUCCCAACGCAAUACGGAGACAAAGAUACUGAAUUCGCUCGAGUUUAAUGAGGUGUGUUUUGGCAGCUGAUUGAAAACAGAAACUGCCAUACUCCAUCACUGAGAGAAUAGUUGUUCGAUACAACAUAAUAAGAUCUUCGGGAUGGGCUCCCCACCAGGUGCCGGUAAUUGUACGGAGAAAGUUUAUUCUUUGUUGACAUUUUUUACUCAGAUACCUAAUAUGGGCCCCCAAGUACAUUUGGAGUCGAACCAGACCCCAAGAUACUUGAAUGACACAGCAUGAGUGAUCGGUUUACCCAAAAGUUGAAGCUUUGGUUUUGCUGGUCUAUGCUUCCUAGAAAAAACCACCAUCCUUGUUUUCUCCGUGGAGAAUUCGAUCCCUAGCCCAAUGGCCCAGGUUGAAAAAUUGUUCAAAGUAUCUUGUAAGGGUCCUUGCAGGUCGGAUUCGUUUGAUCCUACGACAGACACCACUCCAUCAUCUGCAAGUUGUCUUAGGCUGCAAUUUUGUGUAAGGCAAUUGUCGAUGUCGCUUACAUAGAAGUUGUACAAAAGGGGGCUUAAACAUGAGCCCUGGGGGAGGCCCAUGUAAGAGACCCGACUUACUGCCGAAUCUCCGUGAGAAAAGUUCGAAUGUUUCUCACAAAGCAAGUUAUAUAACAUAUUAUUCAAUAGAGGCGGCAGACCCCGAGAGUGUAAUUUGUCUGACAAAACCUCUAUUGAAUCAAAGGCCCCCUUUAUGUCCAAGAAUACUGAAGCCAUUUGUUUUUUUUCGGCGUAAGCCAUUUGAAUUUCUGAAGAAAGCAACGCAAGACAAUCAUUCGUCCCCUUGCCCCUGCGGAACCCAUAUUGUGUAUCUGAGAGUAGGCCAUUCGUUUCAACCCAUCGAUCAAGGCGAAACAAGAUCAUUUUCUCCAACAAUUUCCGUAUACAAGACAGCAUUGCUAUUGGGCGGUACGAAUUGAAGUCGGACGCGGGUUUUCCGGGUUUUUGAAUAGCUAUAACUCGUACUUGUCUCCAAUCAUCUGGAACAAUAUUAUGCUCCAGAAACCGAUUGAAUAAGUUCAACAAGCGAUGUUUCGCCACAUUAGGGAGAUUUUUCAACAAGUUGAACUAAAUUCUAUCCGAUCCCGGAGCAGAAUUGUUACAUGAAAGGAGAGCAAGAGAGAAUUCUACCAUCGAAAACUCGGAAUCAAGAUCGCACCUAUCUUGUGGUAUAUCUCGAACAAUUUUUUGCACAGGAGCGGAAUCAGGACAAACCUUCCGUGCAAAAUUCAAAAUCCAUCGAUGUGAAUAUUCUUCGCUUUCAUUCGUUGAAGAGCGAUUUCUCAUGUUUCGAGCCACUUUCCAUAAUUUUUGACGUAGGACUACGUCUUUCAUUUCUAUACCGGGGUGUAAAACCAAAGUUUCGAGAACGAAAGCGUUACGCUGGAGACCGAGAUUUUGAGCGUUAAUAGCUCUUAAACAACUGAACGAAAUGGUAUGAUUAACACUUCAUUUGAAAGAUAAAAUGUCUACGCGUCAUAUACUUGUUACUUUUUCAUCCAAAAACUUGUUUCAAUAGUCUUAAAAUUGCUUUCAAAACAGGCUAUUGAAAUCAUCAAUCGGUAUAUAAGCGAGCGCCGCUCGUAAACCCACUCAGUUAUGAUUGAACAUCGAUUGGAGCAUGUUGUCGCUGUUGUUGUGAAGCUAAUUUCGUUUAUCAUGAAAACGCUGAUGAACGGUGUCACCAAGAGCCUGUUUGUGCACCUAAGGCCAAAAGGGAAUCCAUCAGGAGGAGAGUGAUGCCACGGUUCCGCUUGAAACAUCGGAGCAUCCGCCACACACACACACACACACACACACACACACACAUACACGCGCGGAAUUCUCGUUGCUAUCAUCGUUGCUGAAAAAUAAUCUGCCAGUUCCCCUGGGAAUUGAAAAAUACAUUCAUGCGAAAGAGUUUAUUUUAAUGUUUUCUAUCCAUAUAACACUGCAACCAAAUACAUUUGGUUUUGUUAUUUUUCAAUCAAUCGCAAUUAACAGGAAAGCUUCUGAAUAUUUUUUUUCCCCAUCAGUGGAAAUUUUCGUAUCCAAUAUUGGAUGCAUAACAUGAAAAACGGAAAAUGUUUCACAUCGCGAAAAUCAAGUCAUUUUCGAGCGAUUAUUUGCUUUCUACUCAUAUAAAUCUGCGACCAAAUACAUUUCGUUUUGGAUUUUUUCAAUCAAGUGCGAUCAACGUAAGACCACGUCUUUCGGCAACGCGAAAACGACAAACGGGAGAAAGAUACGUUUGGAGGUUGAAGGAAAUUGGCAGAAAACUUCUUCAUUCUAUCAUUCAAAUAAUGUGAUUCAUACCACAUCGUUUUGCCAGAAAGAGAUUAUUAAUGUUCAAAGGAGGAAUCGAAUCCUCCGAGGAAAUUACUCAGCGCAAAUUAGAGUCGACUAUCGAUUGCGGCAUUCGUACACAAAUAAUUUUAUAAUGCAGUUUCACCAAAGUGAUUUCUUCGAUAUGGGGAUAUAUUCACUACAUCAUGUCAUGUAUUUCAUAUUCUUCAUUAAGAAAUCCAUAUC